Besnoitia besnoiti is the source of this 2589-nucleotide messenger RNA. RefSeq lists its product as uncharacterized. The record is from RefSeq and is a predicted model, not a curated record. Bases 1 to 2589 code for a protein of 862 amino acids. Gene Ontology annotation, molecular function: protein binding. Lineage: Eukaryota; Apicomplexa; Conoidasida; Eucoccidiorida; Sarcocystidae. The transcript has 13 exons.
AUGGGACGCGACAUUUGCGAACCCGAUCGAGUGGGCGAGGAGAUACGGCAGACCUCAGAGCAUUCGCACUUCCGCAAGGCAAACGGCCGAGUGGAAUCGCGCUUGGAACGAAGCAGCGAGGAAGAAAGAAAUGCGGGGGACGCAGAAACGCCGCGCGCGCGCGACAUCAGAGCAGAAGGGCGCAUGCAACUGAGCACUGGAGAGGCCGAGGGGGGAAGACAGGCACGGACCUCCGCAGGAAGAACCUGCGAUCUCGACAGUCACGGCUCAGUGGAGGAGGCUAAGCACUUCGCUGGCAGAGGAAAGAAGGGUGGGCAAGAGCUCUUGAUUCGGUCUGAUGAACCUUCUUCCGACGUGGACCCAGCUGAUGGCGCCAGCGACUUGGCAGAGUCCUGCGAGAAAACCGCGUCCUGGAACAUGGGAGGUAUCCGUUCGCUGGACUGCAGUGGCGCUACACUUCAGUUCGAUGGGAACGACGAGGAGGGCGACGCAGUAAAUCCGCCUGAGUCGCUCAGCGAGGGAGGGAGAGAAGGGAAGGCCGCGGCCGCGCAUCCACAUCGCUGUGAAUGGCCAUUUGCCCCACCGAGUCUCUCCGCGAGAGAUUACGACGGGAUGAGCACCUGCCACACACACACGAGAGGCCGCGGGCGCCCUCUUCAGCAAGAGUCCGCGUCCGAAGCGAAGCUCCAGACGCUCGUUUCGCGAGUCGGUGCACUGCAAGACGCCCUCGAGAGCUCGCGAAAAACGAUUGCUGCACAAAAAGCUACGAUCGACAUGCAGCAGCAAGAAAUCGAGCAACUGGGAAGCGCAGUCGCCACACUCAACUCGCAGGCAAGCUUGCGUUCAAGAAUUGGAGGAAGCUCUGACUCUGCGGUGGCACAGGUUCUCAACUCUCAGUUCAUUCGCAUCCACAGAUGCCGGAGGUGGAAGCUGAGUCUGGCGGCCGCCACAGCGCAGGCUCUAACUAUCUCGCCCCGCACGCUUCUGAACUCCCUGAAAGAGGAAGAAAAAGCGCGUCUUCACACGCCACGAGACGGCUGGGAGCCUCAGAAGCACCUCUCUCCCGGCUUCAAGUUGCCAGCGGAAGAACGCGACGCAGGCGAGCGGAAAGCGAAAAAACCCGGAAAUCCUACGAAAACACAAGGCAGUGCGAGUAUUGCCCCCGAAGAAACUGUGACAAUAUGGGAUGGCGUGCCGCCAGAUGAAGAGGCUGAUGACGCUCAAGGCCUUGCAGAAACCUUCGCCGUAGAAGGUGUACACAUUUUAGAGACGAUUCUUGAGAUAGAGAUACGGCGGCACAGAACCCGUCGGAGUUUUGGGGCGGUCGUGGUGGAGCUCGAGACGCAGGCCACGCUGUUUCAGCAGUUAUGCUUCAGGAUCGCGAAAGAAGCUCUAGUCUUCUUCCUCGUGACCAGGAACGUCCGCCUUCUGAAUGGACCGAAAGAGUUCGUGCCCCAAUGGCUUCAGAUCCUGACGGACAUCCUCGAGGUGGAGCGCGCGACGAUCUUUCUGUGGGAUGCCACGCGAGGCGAGCUGUACUCCAGAUGCGCCUCAGGAGGCCUUUCAAACGCCAUUCGGCUCAAGAGCGGCUCAGGAAUUGCCAGCUUGGUCUACGCGACGGGAAAGCCUCUCAUUGUAGAGAAACCGUAUUCUCACCCUAGAUUCAACCCUGUAAUCGACAAAAGAACAGCCUUUCGGACGAGAAAUAUAUGCUGCGUCCCCCUGCACCUUGGAGACAAAGUUGUAGGCUGCAUCCAGCUCUUGAACAAGCUCCACGGGCUGGACUUCCUUGCAGAAGACAUGCACUCGCUCCAAACGCUGAGCGACUACGUCGCCCACGCCUUCGUCUAUUCGCCCUUCAUCGACGACGGCCUACUCAGCGAGAAAGCAGACGCCUGGACUGCACACGCUCUGCAGUCCAUGGCUCCCAACGAGCCGCUACGGUCUCCCGGGACGAACCCCGUUUUGCACUGUCUCGUCAGCGCGAUCGCGAGAGCCCUCGAGGCUGAGCACUGCUCGCUGUGGAUGGCGGCGCCAGGCAGUCCAACGCUGACGCUGGAAGCGACGACGCUGCUAGAGGAACUCACAAACAACCCACGGCCUCGGAGCGGGAUCGCCACGAGAGUCAUGGACUUUGGCGCCAGAGUGAACAUCGUGGACGCUGCGCGAGACAUUCGCUUUGAUGCAGACCUCGAGAGCCCUGUGCCGCAGCGCGUCAAGACCAUGGCGUGCCUUCCGCUCGCGCGCGCGUCCCAGGACGUUGACGAGCAGCCAAAGGGGUGCAUUCAGCUCUUCAACAAAGAGUGCGGCGUCUUUACGGCCGCAGAUCUCCAGAAACUGCAGGCUUUCGAGCAAGUCCUCAGCGGCCUCUACGAGGGCGGGUGCCGCGUCCUGUCGCUCUCCUGCUCCGUCAGCCACAUGAAACACAUUUUCUCAUCGCUGCCCCUCGCCGCAUUCCUCGUCGACCGGCGCGGCAUCGUUAUUCAAGUCAACCAGGAGGCUGGUUGGCUCCUGAAGAAGCUCUCUUCACACAAGAAGUGCGCAGCCAGCGCUCUGGGAGUUGUUCGGAGUGCGUCUUUGCGGCUCUAG